AUGUCUGCAAUUGGCAUUACGCAGACCGAUAACCCACUGCCCUCACCGGCCUUCACCAACAAUCCCCCUGAACACACGCUGGAACACGAAACCUGGAAACAUCGUCCUCCGUACCAGAUUCAAAGCGCAGCCGAAUUCGGUCCCGUCCAAUGGCGCGCCCGCUGUCAAUGCGGCCGGGUGUCGUAUACCCUGAAACGGGACAAACCAUUGAACGCCAAGUUUUGUCACUGUCGGGGAUGCCAGGUCAUGCACGGGGCACCCUUCCAAUGGGCGGCCAUAUUUCAUAAAGAUGACUUGAACUUCGCCCAGGGGUCAAGCGGGCUGUCCUUCUAUUCGGCCUCUCACAAUUCCCAGAAGUAUGACAUGCCAACCAAAGUAUCAUGUUCAUUCUGCCAUACUUUGAUCAUGGAUGAGGGCCGCAAUGUCUGCUUGAUCUUCCCUCAAUUGAUCCAGUUUGAGGGCUCUGCGGAGGAGCAGCGAAAGCAAAUGGAAGCAUUCAAGCCGACAUGUCACAUUUUUUACGAGCAGCGUAUGAUAGAUAUUCCAGAUGGGGCUCCGAAAUGGUCUGGCAUGGAUAAAGUCAGCCAGCUCUUGGAUGAUCAUGGUAAGCCUACCACGCCAGAAUGA
Messenger RNA from Penicillium macrosclerotiorum, 627 nucleotides. RefSeq names its product GFA family protein. The record is from RefSeq and is a predicted model, not a curated record. Bases 1 to 627 code for a protein of 208 amino acids. Lineage: Eukaryota; Fungi; Ascomycota; Eurotiomycetes; Eurotiales; Aspergillaceae. Gene Ontology annotation, molecular function: carbon-sulfur lyase activity. The transcript is spliced from 2 exons.